Ipomoea triloba (trilobed morning glory) is the source of this 1707-nucleotide messenger RNA. Its product is annotated as protein JINGUBANG-like. The transcript has a single exon. Gene Ontology annotation, molecular function: protein binding. Lineage: Eukaryota; Viridiplantae; Streptophyta; Magnoliopsida; Solanales; Convolvulaceae. The coding region runs from base 310 to 1497 and encodes 395 amino acids. The record is from RefSeq and is a predicted model, not a curated record.
GCUCCUGGCAGGGUGGACUGGGUCCGCAUAUUAAUUUGCCUUCAUUGUGUUGUGGUGAGAGAUGUGAGGCUUCCCAUCCAACGAUAACUUCCGGGCGCAGUGAGCGGAGGAAAAGAAGAAUGGCGCAAGGAACGGUGAAGUCGGGGAAGAAGCAAAAAAUGAGUACCCGUACCCACAUUCUACUCCCAUCCAUCCAUUCCCAAUAACAACACCAUUAAAAUCUGGGUGGUCACAGCCCAGACCGCCACUCAAAGACAGCAAAAAAGCCCUGCUGUUCUGAGUUGUAUCAAUACCAAUAAACAAAACAAGAUGGCCGCUAGUCCCCAAAGCGGCUCCGCCUCCCCUUUCGCCUUGUCCCCGUGGAACCAAGUCUCGGGCGCCUCCCCAUGGACCCAACAGCCCGCCGAAGAAUCCGCCAUGGCCAACGACCAGGGCGGCUGGGACACCUCCCUCAUCGGCUCCCUCGUCCGUGAAGAAGGCCACAUUUAUUCCCUCGCCGCUUCCGGCGAUCUCCUUUACACGGGCUCCGAUAGUAAGAAUAUUCGGGUUUGGAAGGAUAUGAAGGAGUAUUCCGGGUUCAAGUCGAAUAGCGGGUUGGUUAAAUCCAUUGUGUUGGGUGACAAAAUCUUCACCGGCCAUCAAGACGGUAAAAUCCGGAUCUGGAAAUUUGCCGACCAAAAAAAAAAGACGUAUAAACGUCUAGGUAGUCUCCCUACCACCAGAGAUUAUCUCAAAAGUUCAAUGAAUCCGAAAACUUACGUGGAGGUUAAGAAGAAUAGAAACGCCCCGUGGAUCAAGCACCACGACGCCGUUUCGUGUAUGAGCUUGGAAGAUGAGGAAGGGUUGCUGUAUUCCGGAUCCUGGGAUAAAACCGUGAAGGUGUGGAAAUUAUCGGAGAAUAAAUGCAUCGAGUCCGUUAACGCCCACGAUGACGCCGUUAACGCGCUGGUAGUCGGCUUCGACGGCUUGGUAUUCACGGGGUCCGCGGACGGGACGGUGAAGGCGUGGAGGAGGGAGGUGAACGGGAAGACGAUGAAGCACGCGCUGGUGGACACGGUGCUGAAGCAGGACAACGCGGUGACGUCACUGGCGGUUAACGUGUCGGCGGCGAUGGUGUACGCGGGAUCCUCCGACGGGCUGGUGAAUUUCUGGGAGAGAGAGAAGAGUUUCAUGACGUACGGCGGCGUUCUCAGGGGCCACAAGCUCGCCGUGCUGUGCCUCGCGGCGGUGGCGAAUCUGGUGCUCAGCGGAUCCGCGGAUAACAGCAUCUGCGUGUGGAGGAGAGAGGAGGGCGCCGUCCAUGUCUGUAUGUCGGUGCUGAACGGCCACAGUGGGCCCGUGAAGUGCUUGGCCAUUGAAGUGGACAACGGCGAAGGCGAGGGCGAGGAAAGUGCGUCGGUAAACAGUGGGGAAAUGGAACGAUGGAGAGUGUAUAGUGGGAGUUUGGAUAAGUCGGUUAAAGUUUGGAGAAUAGUGCAGCCCAAGACGACGCAGUAAGUAAAAUGCAUGCAUAAACAAGCCUCCUCCAGUCUUAUUCAGUAGAUUGCAGCAGCCAGCCAGCUAGAUCGGAGACCAAUCUCCGACUCAAUUUUUCCGAUUCGGACUUUCAUUUUUUGUCUUCAAAAGACAUUGUUGUCCACCCAACCCAAAAAUAUUAAAUUAAGUUGUUCAUAACAUAUUAAUAUUAAUUACCUUUUUAAGUAUUAA